This is a messenger RNA of Colletotrichum phormii, 837 nucleotides long. RefSeq lists its product as uncharacterized. The coding region runs from base 1 to 702 and encodes 233 amino acids. Lineage: Eukaryota; Fungi; Ascomycota; Sordariomycetes; Glomerellales; Glomerellaceae. The transcript is spliced from 2 exons. The record is from RefSeq and is a predicted model, not a curated record.
AUGUGUCACGGUCACCCUCGUUUGCACCCUUGCUCGCAUACUUCGAUCAACUGGCACUACUGCCCUUCGGCCCUGAUCGAUCUUGAAACAGGUGUAGAGACUCCAUGCUCACAUCUGAGCUAUGCAACCGCCCAGCCCAGCAAUGCCGACUGUCCUCUGAUCAACUGCCAAUUCAAGGCGAUGGGUGGCACCUGGACCUGCUGCCAGUGCAAUCAAGGUCCCAAUACCCAAGGCUGGUGCACAAUGCCAAAAGCCACUUCGGGUUAUGGCAUCGCCGUCCCCGUCGAUGAGUCCAAGACUUGCGAUCAUGGAUGUUGUGCGGAAUGUGCACGUUACCUCCCAACACGAACAACUACCCCAGGUAUGACGUUCAGUGAGCUUCGUCAGGGGACUGCCAGCCGCAAAUUUGGCUACGGCUCUUCUAGCCGUUCUCAUCGCCGAGGUUCGGCCCUAUCCAAGAUCAAUGGAUUUCCCCCUGUAGACGAGAACGAAGAGGCUAUUUCACCAUCCACAUCAGGCUCAUCUUCAAGAAGCAACAACUCGUACAAAUCAUCUGCCCCCAGUAACACGUCUUAUGGAUCUUUAACUUCAGCAAGCCGGGGCGCGGCUUACAGGGUUGAGCUGGAGUACAGCUCUAAGCGCCAUAAGUCAUCCUCUGGAAAGUCAAGCAAGAAGAGCCAAAAGUCUGUGAGGGCCCACUAGUCUGGCGGGGAUGAGAUCAUGAGUUGAAUGAGUAGCUUUGAGGAAACUGCCUUGACUUGCAAAGGGAAAACAAAUUGUUGAUUAUCGCGUGUGGGGGUUCUCUCUUGGGUUGAAGAGCUUAAUGCCAUCCUAAUC